UGCAUAUACAGAUAACAGAUAUAAACAGUCAAGGUGAACUGGGCAGGUGAGCUGGAGAGGAACCUGAGAAGGAGGGGGCAGGGUGCAAGGGAAAACUUGAUCCUAGCUCAGGUUGGAAACUCAAGCAUCUGUCCACCCAUCCAGCUCAGUGUGCAGUAUAUAAGAACUGGGCAGCUGUCAGUGGCCACCACAAAGCCUUAUCCUCCUCCUGCUGCUGCUUUGGACCUGGACGGACAGCACGUCAAGCCAACAGUGGAACAUGUCGUUCGCCUCCAUCCUUUCAGCUGACGCCAUUGAAAAAGCUGUCAAGGACUGCCAAGCUCCGGACUCAUUCUGCUACAAGAAGUUCUUCCAAAUGUGUGGCCUGUCCUCAAAGACGCCCGAGGAGAUCAACCAAGUCUUCAGGAUCCUCGACGAGGACAACAGUGGCUACAUUGAGGAGUCUGAGCUCAAGUACUUCCUGCAGUGGUUCAUCAAAGACGCUCGAACACUGACUGAGGCAGAAACCAAGACCUUCAUCUCAGCUGCUGAUGAUGACAGUGAUGGCAGAAUUGGAGCAGAGGAAUUCCAGGCAAUGGUCCUGUCCUGAGUUUUGACAGAGGGAGCUCAAGUGUUCAGGUCUUCAGUCACCACCCCGCCCCUGCAGUUGUAUGAUCCAAGCUUCGAUUCCCAAGGACUCCUUUUUUUUCUACUGAAUUCUGUAAAUGUUAUAAAAAUUACCAUUUAAACACAAGAGGCUUUACACUAGUUUCUCCACCGUGUUGGUCCAUGUUUUCUUGUCUGUGCACAUCCCAUCUUUGACAAUGAAUGAGAUAAAUAAACACAUGGAAACAUA
Messenger RNA from Paralichthys olivaceus (Japanese flounder), 835 nucleotides. RefSeq names its product parvalbumin 9 (gene pvalb9). Gene Ontology annotation, cellular component: cytoplasm. The record is from RefSeq and is a predicted model, not a curated record. Gene Ontology annotation, molecular function: calcium ion binding. Lineage: Eukaryota; Metazoa; Chordata; Actinopteri; Pleuronectiformes; Paralichthyidae.